Lepisosteus oculatus (spotted gar) is the source of this 4160-nucleotide messenger RNA. RefSeq names its product insulin-like growth factor binding protein 3 (gene igfbp3). Gene Ontology annotation, biological process: regulation of insulin-like growth factor receptor signaling pathway. Gene Ontology annotation, molecular function: fibronectin binding; insulin-like growth factor II binding; insulin-like growth factor I binding. Lineage: Eukaryota; Metazoa; Chordata; Actinopteri; Semionotiformes; Lepisosteidae. The record is from RefSeq and is a predicted model, not a curated record. Gene Ontology annotation, cellular component: extracellular region.
CGAAAAUACAGAUGGAGAAGGCUAGCCCUCGCUCUGCGGCAGGGAAAGUUUGCUUGAGCGUACGUGACGGCUCGCCCAGUCUCACUUUGUGCCCCGCUUGUCACCAUGCUGUCCAGACUGUGUGUUCUCUGUCUGGCCGCGGCGCUGGCGCUGGUCAGCCGGCUGGCGGAGGCGGUAGGUCCGGUGGUCCGCUGUGAGCCCUGUGAUGCCGGGGCGAUCGGGCAGUGCAAGCCCCUGCCCAGGGGGUGCCCCGAGACGGUCCGGGAGCCCGGCUGCGGCUGCUGCCUGACCUGCGCGCUCGGCGAGGGGCAGCCCUGCGGGGUGUACACGGGGAGAUGCGGCUCGGGGCUGACCUGCCAGCCCCAGCCGGGCGAGACGAAGCCCCUGCAGGCUCUGCUGGAGGGAAGGGGGGUCUGCACCAGCGCAGCGUCCAGGAAGCUCGGCGGCACGCUGCUGCCACACCAGAGCCCAGAAAGUGCCAGGGAAUUUGAAGAAGAAAGAAAUGCCAGCAGUGUGGGUUACCAAGGCACCGAGAACACACACAGAGUGCCGGAUUCAAAAUCGCCUCCACAUCACACCAAAGUGGAGGUUAUAAAGAAAGAACAAUCCAAAAAGUCACAAAGUUAUAAAGUGGAGUCCGUAUCAGGUGGAAUAAGCACAGAUAUGCAGAACUUCUCCUUAGAUUCCAAGCGGGAAACAGAGUAUGGACCGUGCCGCAGAGAAAUGGAAAGCAUUCUAAACAGUCUUAAAAUCACAAAUAUUCUGAAUCCCAGAGGAUUUCGCAUUCCAAAUUGUGACAAAAAAGGCUUCUACAAGAAAAAGCAGUGUCGUCCAUCCAAGGGCAGAAAAAGAGGCUACUGCUGGUGUGUGGACAAAUACGGCCAGCCUUUGCCGGGCUACGAUGGGAAAGAAAGAGGAGAAGCUCACUGUUAUAAUUUAGAGAAUAAGUGAAAGAGUAUAUGCAGUGUCUGAAGACUGCACGCACAAGACUGAAUAAACAGAGACCUUUGAAGGUGCUGGCAUGAACUGUAAGGCCUGUCUUGGCAGGAAGGGGCUGGGAAUUCUGCCAUGCGAUUUAAGGGGAAUACAGAAAGCUUGUGAAGACUGGAAAUCACAACUAGGCCUUGCAAUUUAUUUCUUACAGCUUUCUAUAUUGUGUAUAGGGAGCUUUGAAUUUCCCAAAUACUAGAAAAUGAUCUGCACUAUUGUUUAGCGAGAGAAGGCACUUCACUUCUGAAAAGAAUGAGGGAAUUUCCACUCACUUAAAAAAGAACUGCCUGUGACCAACUUGAUCCUGACAGACUAAAUGUAAAAAUCUGACAUGCAUACAGUACAAUUAUAUCUGAGCAUGUGUGUUUGAACGUGUAUCAAUAAAUGUAUAAUGUACCUUGUGAAAAAAAAAACACAAGGUCCUUUACUCAGCUAUGCAUCAUUUUGUUAUGUAUACUGUAUGCAUAAUUGGGACUUCAUUGCUGGACCUUUCUGUGCAGGGUCAAGAAAGCUGCCCUACUCCUUAAAUAGAAUCCUUUGAAUUGAUUCUCCAUGUUUUUUCCAGGUUGUGUUGUAAGAAGUCAUGGGGUAGAGGAUAGCACUUCAGCUCCUCUCACAACUGUUGUUGUGAGCUGGACUCUGUGCUGACUACUGUAAGAGAUACCCAGACAUAACUGACCCCACUGCUUUACUGCUGCAUGGCCAAGGCCAUCAUGCUGAAGAUUCUUCCUGUAAGCCCGCCUUGAUAGUUCCAUUGCCAUUGGAUUGCACUUUGACACACAUAGAGAUCAUUCUAGACCAGAGUUACUCAGACCUCGGCAGUUCUUGGGUCAGGUGACCCUUUUCUCAUAAACGAAACAGAGAAAUAAGUAUUUGUUUGCUCCGGAGCUAAAUAUAUCCGUGCAGAAUGACAAGGGAAAGUAUUUGUUUUGUUUCUGGCUUGGUGUCUUCCCCGAAGCCAGUAGUUGUCAGUGAACUAUGUGGCACUCCUUCUCUCACGCCCCCAGCCUGUGAAAUCGGGCUGUGCGCUCGAGACAGUAGUUUGAGGCCACUGAUCGCAGGCUGUUCUUGCUGCACACUGCAGUGCUGUCCUGCGGGAGGUCGUGCCAGCAGGGGAGCACUCCAUCUGGGCAGAGGUGUCCUGACAGGAGCAUGCACUGACCCUGAGGAUUCUGAGGCUGGAAAUCUUCCGAUACUUCAUGAUCGGCAUUAUCAAAGGACACAUGGUACUUCGAUAUUGUGCGCUUCAUGGGGAAGGAACCCCUUUAGAAGUAUUGCAUAAAUAAUUAUUUCUUAUCUCAUUUUUCGUGCCGUUCUAAUUUGUGCUGUACGCUGUGUGAGUGAGGCUCAGCGACGAUGAGAAUGAAUACCCUCAAACCCAGCUGUGCUCAGGGUUACUGGGCUUUGCACAGGAUUACCACCUGUAAUCCAAAAUUGGAGUGGAGAGUACUGCUGAAGAGGUUAAAGAGCCACUUGUGGCUUUCGAUCUGCAGUCGGAGUAUCACUGUGCUAGACACUGAGCUUUGCAGGCAUUCACAGGGUUAGAAUUAGUCCGUGCCAGCAGCACUUUUUCCAAGCCAUGUCAGGCCACCUCCAGCACAUAGAGCACUUUUUAGUUUGUUGAAAUUUCUCACCACAGAAUGCAAACUGCGUGAUAAAGGUGAUGAAGCAGGAAAUCACACAGCAGGACAUUUUUGGCGACUUUGUUUUUGUAUCUUUAUAUGGUUUUAUGUCACACCUCCCUUGCAGUAUUCUAGCAAUAUCUCAACCCCUUUUUUGAGGCUGUCUGUUUAGCUUGUUUGUCACUGCUUCAUAGUGCCAGUGAAAUCACUGCUUAGGACUUUGUGCUCUCCAAAUCAGAAACCUGUGGGCUGGUAUCAUGGCUUGGGCACUGCAGCUACCUUUAAGCAAGGUUCUUCACUCUGUUAAAUGCCUGGCAAUAUAACUAGGUAGAAAUGUCAACUGUCUUGAAGAACAGCUUCAGCUGGAUGAAUUAAUAAUAAUCGUCAUCACCUAGUUAUUCACACCACAGCGAUAUCACUUGUGCGUCUGGGCUGGCACUCUCUCACGUCAUAGUGUGAAACCAGACUGUAACAAUGGUCUUGACUUUUCAAGCCAGACACUUUAAUGUCAUAGUACAGUGCAUUGGAUGCUUUGUAGGUAGUAGGUCCAAAAAAGUAAGAUUCUAGGGUGUUUAAUACAGUAUUUGUGUAAAAAGCAGGUUGCAAGCACCAAAUAAGCAGAAGCACAUCUCUGCUUUAGGCUUCAAUUCCAGAACAUUUGGAAAUGAUUUGAGACAUGAAGGACUCCUAUAUUUACUCCAGUGUAGAGUCUGGUUUCCUCACAGCUUGGCUGCAUUUAAAUAUCUGAAUGCCCCUCCAGGUAAAAUUGCAGGAUGCAAUCAACAUUUGCGUCAGGUUUCGUUGGCUUUGGCCCAGGGGAAGAUUGCCACUCUUCAACUUUCUGAUGAGUAUCUGAAGCUUCAGCUGCCCAGCUGUGUGGGGGCUUUUAGUGAUAUGUGCAUUACUUAAAUUAAAUCAUCAAUACAACUCAUGUAAGCUGACCCAGAUCAUAAUUGAGUGACCUGACCUUAAUUGCACAAGAACACUGUAUUUUGGGAAUGUAAUCACUACUGAUUGUGUGGCACGAGUUUCGGCCAUCAUUAAGAAGGAUGCAAGAACCAUCUCCACCAGUAAAGUAUCGUGUGCGUACCAUUUGCUAAUUUUCUUGACCUGCUUAGUCCCAUUUUUUCUUGAUUUCUCAUCCAUCCGUGUGAUAGAGCAACCGUUCCUUCACAGAUACUGUAUUCCUGUUAGUCCUAACGUUGUGUCAGCGGCACCCCUAAGACAGGAGCUGGCACUAAAUUAAUUUAGAUGGGAAGAAUUUAAUUCCUCAAUGUUGCUAUUGUGCAAUGUGUAGGUCAUAUAUACAUAUAAGGAUACAUUUGAACAGCAUUAUUAAUGUCACUUUUCUGCAGGUCUGUUACGGAUCUCUCCUUUCACGGGUAUUUUUUUUAAAAAGAUCUAAUUUUAAAGAAUAUCGGUUCUUUUAAACCUUCCAUAUAACUAAACUAGAAAUCACAGCUAAUCUUUUCUUUAAGAAAGGAAACGAUUCUGUUAAAAUAUUAUCUGUAUUUAAUGUCUUUUUUUAAUAAACACUAUUUUAAUUUA